AUGACAUAAUAAACUCAUCUUAAUGGGAAUACAAAAACGAUCAGCUAAAAGCGGUGCACAGAUAAUUCACAUUUAGGAAAUUAUAUUCCGUCAAAUUCAACAAAGGUGUUGUUUGUCAAAACAAAAUAUCGUGCAAGUAAUACAUCAUGGUAUAUUUUUCUCUCUUGCUUACAGUGUGAUAUCUAACAAAACAAUUCUCCUUUCUGUUUAAAAUAAUAUCUAUUGCGGCUAAUGCCAUUUCAGGAUAGUAAUGGCAGAUUUACACAAUUAUGAGAAAUCAAAUAUCCAGUGUUCUACAAAAAACACAUUGUAAAUCAGGUAAUUAUACAUGUAAAUACUGCAACAUCGAAAUCUUCUUUUAUUGGAAGGUGGGGUGGUUUAGUGGUAGAGACUGCUGGUAUGUGUUGUCGGCUAUGCCGUAAGUAGUGAGUUCGAGGCCCGGAUAGUGUACACAUAUACAUAAACAAAACUGUGUCUAUCUUAUUAAAUAUUAUACAUUGUUUUACUUAUUUUUUGGAAAUACACAUCGUGUAAAAACUAAGACAUAGUAUAUUUUUUUAUUACAAGAAAGAAUUCUACUUAUAACAAAUAAUGGAUGACCCUAAGAGAUCAUUAAUGGACAAUAGUAGCCAUUUAACUACACAGAUCACUUAAUACGUGUAUUUAAAGAAUACCGUCUCUUGUUACGCGCUAUAAGAUAUUUUAAACAAGCAGGCUACCAGCCCUCAUAUACAUAUAUGCUGCUCGCUUGAUGUGUUCAGUGACCGGCAAGUAUAUUGCAAACCAACAAUGGUGCCGGGUAUAUUACUACUCUGGUCAUGAUAUCGGUAAACAUUGGUGUGUAUUGGAUUAUAUGAACACUUGUCAUUUUGGUAAAUAACGCUGGUACCGAGGAAACGUUUGCCAUCCAGUCGGUAUAACUAACGGUGGUGCUGAGGAUAUGUCUAAAUAAGUGUUUCCGGCAAAAUCUGAAAUGAAGAAAACGACUUCGUACAUGUGUAUAGGAAGUUUGGCAGUCCUGAUUCUGAUGUCGCUCAUGACUGGGUAUACAAUGUCAAUAACAACAUGGCUGCCAUCCGUCACGUCCAAUUAUCAAGAAAGUGUUCAAACAAGCAAUGAUUUGUUACCUGGCCCACCGGUUACGACAGAAACGCCCCGGUUGAAGGGAUACAUUGUUUAUGAUUGUGGUGACCAGAACCCGGGACCCUGUGGGAGUUGGUCAGAGCGCAUGUCUGGCAUGUUCAGUGCCUACGUCAUUUCCGUUUUACUAAAUAAACAUUUCCUCAUAAGAUAUACACGAUCCUGUAAUUUGACAGAUUUUCUUAUCCCGAAUUCAACUGACUGGAGAUAUAACUCGUCAAUACUAGCAGGAAGGUCUUGGGACUAUCAGAACUUGGUUUCCAAAACUCCAAGUGCCAUCAAGAAAAAUAAUUUAAAAAGUCUUCAUAAUCUUUUCACAAAUGACGUAAAUUUUGUGCGUAUGAACUGGGAUUACACCAAUUAUUUUAGAUAUUUUGAAAAUUUACCUCGUGUUAUUCCAUGGGUGCUAGAAUUACACUUUGCUGAUAUUUAUUUACAAUUUUUCAACACACUUUUCAAACCUACAAAGGUUAUCACUGAAGCAGUGGAUAAGAUUGUACAAAAUGUUACAAAACUUGCAUGCGCUCACAUCAGUAUGGAAGGAAGUAACACAAAAAUUGGAGGUGAAAAACACAGGGACAAGAAACAGCUUAAACACGUCUGGAACUUGUUAAAGACAAUGACAAAGAACAAUUACAGCAUCUUUGUGGCGACAGAUGCACAAUCCGUGCAGAAUACGGCAAAAGAGCUAUUCAAAAACCUCCUGGAAACCAAAGGACGAAUCGUAAACACAGACCGACAUGCUAGUGGAGAUGGAUCUGUCAGUGCUUUCAGAAAAACUGUACUGGAUUUUUUUGUACUCACAAAAUGUGAUGUUCUAAUACUGACAAACAGUGGGUUCGGAAUGAUGUCUGCCUUCCUGAACAACAAGAAUUCGACUCUAUACUGCCUUACGCCGCACGAGGUCCUGCCUUGCUCCCGGUACACCAUCCAUAGCUUUUAUCCCGAUGAAAUACUUUCCCCUGUCUAGUGAUUUCUAGUGCAUGCGAAUCGCAGGAAUUAAUGUAUCAAUUCAUAAAGGAAAUCAGAAAGUAUCACUAUGAAGUACGAUACUGCUCUGAACACGCUUAUGACAUGCUUCCCGAAUUGACUGCAGUUUCAGUUAUACUUAAUUGUCAUUUUAUGUCAAUGUAGUCCCAAAAGAAAACUAGAAUGUGAUAUUCAUCAUGAUUAUAUAUUUUGAGAAAGAUAGUUCGAGGGUAAAUAGUGGCAGCCAAGAAAUAAACUCGUUGCUUUGUUGUUGUUGCAACAGGCCAAUCAAUACAUUGGCGGCACAGGCCUUCUUCCCUAACCAUGCUGCUGAUGCGGUACUUUAUGGUCCAUUUUUGUAAUGUCAGCCAGUUUGGAUAGUUCGUUGCUCUACCCUUUAUCCAUACGCUUAACCAGGUUGUCAAUCAGUUUACUAGUAAUGCUGGCUCUAUUCAGGGAGUGUCUAAAAUAAGUUCAACAUGGCUAUGCAAGUUUAGGUUUCCAAUAUAUGCAUAUCGAGUGUUGAGCAAGUUUAAUAUGAAAAUUCAUAUUUCGUGCACCAUUUACUGCAAAGACGGAUCUCUAAAAAAACAGACUUUUUGCUUUCCAAACAUUAAGUAGACGGUCUACAUACGUGUAGACUUUCGUUCAAGAUUAUCAAAUUACAUAUAUAAAAAUAAUCUACAAACUUGUACACAUC
Messenger RNA from Mizuhopecten yessoensis (Yesso scallop), 2809 nucleotides. RefSeq lists its product as uncharacterized. The coding region runs from base 974 to 2110 and encodes 378 amino acids. NCBI's taxonomy places the organism in Eukaryota, Metazoa, Mollusca, Bivalvia, Pectinida, Pectinidae. The record is from RefSeq and is a predicted model, not a curated record. The transcript is spliced from 2 exons.